Lathyrus oleraceus (garden pea) is the source of this 927-nucleotide messenger RNA. RefSeq lists its product as uncharacterized. The coding region runs from base 1 to 927 and encodes 308 amino acids. The record is from RefSeq and is a predicted model, not a curated record. NCBI's taxonomy places the organism in Eukaryota, Viridiplantae, Streptophyta, Magnoliopsida, Fabales, Fabaceae. The transcript has a single exon.
AUGGACCUGAUAAAGGCUGCUGGGUUGUUGAAGACUAUGGUUGGGUUCUCUCAAUGCUAUGAGGGUUUAGUUAAGGAAUUCAUUGUCAACAUUCUUGAGGAUAUUGCUGAUAAGAACAACAAGGAGUUCUGCAAGGUGUAUGUGAGGGGUAAGUGUAUAUCAUUUUCUCCUAAUGUUAUUAAUAACUUUCUAGGCAGAGAUAAUGAGGGUGCUGGAGAACUAGAAGUUACAGACAAUCAGGUCUGUAGGGAGAUCACAGCUAGGCAGGUGAACAUUUGGCCUGUUAAAAAGCAUCUUCCUGCUGGGAAGUUGACUGUCAAGUAUGCUAUCUUGCACAAAAUAGGAGCUGCUAAUUGGGUCCCUACCAACCAUAUCUCCACCAUUGCUAAUACCCUUGGAAGGUUUAUUUUUGUUGUUGGAACAAAAGUAAAAUUUGACUAUGGUAGAUUUAUGUUUGAACAAAUCAUCAAGCAUGGAUCUACUAAUGCAGUUAAGUUGCAUAUUGCCUUUCCCUAUAUGAUCUGUGGAAUUAUCUUGAAUCAACACCCUGGUAUUCUGUGCUCUAAUGACUUACCUAGUAGAAGAAGACCUGCCCUGUUUGUGCACUAUAAAAUAUUUGAAGGCAGUCAUGUCGAGGAUAUUGUCAUGACAUCAGCCAUGAAAAGGCCAACCUCAAAAUUUGGAACUAUUGUUGAGCUUAAGAAGACAUGCAAAGAGCUAGGUGAAGGGAUAAGGAUAGCCACAACUAGAAAACAAUCGUUGGAAGCCUUUAUUGCAAGCUUGGAGCCGGCUGAAGGUGAAAAUAUUGAACAUGCUAAAGAAGCUGAAGCCCACACCUCUAGUGAGAGGUCUGCAAACAACGAUGAGACAAGUGGCAAUUCUGUUUCUGGUGCUAAUGAAGUUGCAAGCUCAAGCUCAACUGAGUAG